Messenger RNA from Sordaria macrospora k-hell, 525 nucleotides. RefSeq lists its product as uncharacterized. The record is from RefSeq and is a predicted model, not a curated record. Lineage: Eukaryota; Fungi; Ascomycota; Sordariomycetes; Sordariales; Sordariaceae.
AUGGCCACCCCCAACUACACAUCCGAGCAGAUAUCCGCCCUCAGAGCCCUGCGCGCCCGCCUUCGCUCUGCGAAAUACGACUGGGAAGUCCGGCAGCUGUUGAAGAACACCGCCACCGCGACCGGUCUGAGGCAGCUACAGUUGGUAGAAUGGCAGGAUGGGGAUGACAAUAGAAAGAAUCUGCUGCAUUGUUUGGUGGAUGAACGGCUUGAGAAAGUAGCAAUAAUGAUCAUCCAAGAAUUCUGGUCCCGCAAAGAAUCAGACCAGCGCCAACUCAUGCGCCUCUUCCACGUUCCCAAAUGCUACAUCGAGAUUGGUUCUCCAGAAGGUUUAGGUGACGGGAAUUACACGGUUGAGCAACUAAUGGCAGGAAGAAACUGCGAGCAAUUAGUCGACAUCAUUACUCGGUGUCGCGAGCUGUAUCCCUCCCAAAAUUCGGAAGGGGACGAACAAGGGGAAGAGAACGAUGAGGAGGAGGGGACGGCACCCCUAUACCACGCACUCCUUCUCCUGGUCCUGACUUGA